This is a messenger RNA of Monoraphidium neglectum, 2517 nucleotides long. RefSeq lists its product as hypothetical. Bases 1 to 2517 code for a protein of 838 amino acids. The transcript has 3 exons. The record is from RefSeq and is a predicted model, not a curated record. NCBI's taxonomy places the organism in Eukaryota, Viridiplantae, Chlorophyta, Chlorophyceae, Sphaeropleales, Selenastraceae.
AUGGAGCCGCCGCGCACGGCGUCGCGCCACGCGGCGGCGCCGCCCCCGCCGCCCGCUUCAGAGGUGUCGAGCGUAGGGAGCUCUGCAGGGGGCGGCACCUCGGGCAGCGCGGGCCGGGCCCCGCGUGCCCCUCCUGGGGCGGCCGAGCCGGCCCCGAGCGCUUUCAAGGCGACAAUGGCGACGCUUCAGCAGUCCAAGGCGGCGUCGCCGGCGCCUGGAAGCGGCGGCGGCGGCCCGGGGAAGCUGCAGGGCGUGCCCAAGCUCGCGCUGCAUGUUCUAGGCAAGACGCCCGUGCCGCCGCAGCAGCAGCAACUGGGCUCUCUGGGCCGGCCCCGACCGGGCAGCAGCAGCAGCAGCGGCGACGGCGCGGCCGCCGGCGACAGCGGCGGCGGCUCGGUCGGCGGCCGCGGGGGCGGCGGCGGCACCACCCGCGGCGGCGGGGCAGUUGCGGCGCCGCGGCUUGGAGCGGCCGGAGACGCGGCGGGCCUGCGCGCGGCGGCUGCCUCCAGUCGGAUCCCGCGGAUCCCAGCGGACGAGGCGGCAGAGGGCCCGCUGCAGGCAGCUGGCCGGGGUGGACACGAGGGGGAGCGCGGCGGCAGACCAGAGGCACAGCCCAUGCCAACCGACGCAACGCCGACCCGGCCUGCGGCGCCCGCACGUGACGCUGCCGCGGCCGCUGCCGCGCAGCGGCCGAGCCAGCUGCCUCGCACGCCACGGGCCGGCAUCGGCCCGCAGCCCGGCGCGGGGGCCGUUGCGGCGGGGGGCCAAGCGGCAGCGGGCACAGUCCGGGACAGUCCGGGCUCGCGCACUCCCCCUCUUGCGCGGAGGGCUUCCGGCAUUGGUUCCGGCCUCACCCCGCGGGGCGCCUCGCAAGGCGCCCCCUCCACCGCUGCCGCCGCGCCCCGCCCGGGCCCAUCCCCUCGCGCCGGCCCUCUGACACCUCGGGGCUACGCCGCCGCGUGCGGCAUGGCGGGCGUGGCGGGCGGCGCGGCGCCGCAGCGUGCGCCGGGCGCAGGCGCGGGUGCGGGCUCGUCGACGCCGCCGCUAUCGUCGCGAGCGUCCUCAGGCAUGUGGGCCGGCGGCGCCGGGCGGCAGACGCCGCCGGCGCGGCAGGCGCUGCAGAGCGCCGGUGUGCCCAGCGGGCCCACGCGAACCCCGCGGCCGUCCAUCACCCCGAGAGGAAACGCUACAGGCAGCGCCGGCGGUGUUGGCGGCACUGCGGCGCUGUCGCGGACGCCGACGGGUGCUGGGUCCAUGCGCACACCGCGCGGGCAGGCGGCUCUCACACCCCGCGGGCAGGCGGCCUUGACGCCGCGGGGGGAGGCGGCGCUCACACCGCGCGGGCAGGCGGCCUCAACACCGCGCGGGCAGCCGGCUCUCACACCGCGGGGGCAGGCGGCGCUCACACCGCGGCGGCAGGCGGCGCUCACACCGCGCGGGCAGGCGGCCUCAACACCGCGCGGGCAGGCGGCUCUCACACCGCGCGGGCAGGCGGCGCUCACACCGCGCAGUCAGCAGCAGCAGCAUGCAAUGGCGGGUCCCAAGCAGCAGCAGCAGCAGCAGCAGCAGCAGCAGCGGCACGACCAGGCGGAGGGCAGCCUGGUGCCCUCUGUUGACACGCGGCUGCGGAUGGAGGAGCAGGCGCAGGCAGUGAGGGACCAGCUGCGGCUGCUGCGCAUGCAGGAGCUGCAGUGGCGCCACAUGCGGGCCAGGGCGGCGGCGGCGCACGCGGCUCGCAAGACUAAGGGUGAGCGCGCGCUGGCCUGCGUGUCGGCGGCGGUGGUCGACCUGAGCGGCCGCGUGGCGGCGCUGCAGGCGGCGCACGACGAGGCGGAGUGGGGCGCGGCGCUGGGCGCGGCGCUCGGGGAGCAGCUGCCGCUGCUGCGGGGCUGGGGCGCGGAGCAGGACGCCCGCGAGGCGGCCCUGGCCAGUGUGCAGGCGUCGCUGCGCGCCGCGCUCUCGCGCCUGCCGCUGGUCAACGGCGCGACCGCGGGCCCCAGGGCCGCCGCGCCCGACGUCGCCGCGCUGCAGGCGGUGCUGGCGCGGGGGGGCGAGGCCAUGGCGCGGCUGCGGCCCGCGUUGCAGCGCUUGAUCGGUGAUGCUGGGCAGCAGCAGGCGCAGGAGCAGCAGCAGCAGCAGCAGCUACUUGACCGUCCUAACAGACCUGGGAGCACCGUCGUGCGUGGGAUCGGGGCCCCGGGCAUUGGGGAUCAGGAGCAGCAACCGCAGCUCCAACGGUCCCACAACCCCCACGACCCUCAGCAGCAGCAGCGGCAGCAGAAUGCCGCGGGCGAUGGCAGCGCGAGCGGCACCGCCGGCCCGGCCGGCGGCGCGGGGCGCGCGCCCAGCGUGGCGACGACGGCAGCGUACGCCCGCGAGCUGAUAGACCUCGCCUGCGACUCUGUGGCGCGCCUGGGGGGGAUCCGCUGCCGCCUGGAGCAGCUGGCUGACGCGGCGCUGUACGCCAACAGCAUGGAGGCGCAGCUCGCGCAAAUGGCGCCCGCCCGCCGCGCUUGA